Jaculus jaculus (lesser Egyptian jerboa) is the source of this 9373-nucleotide messenger RNA. RefSeq names its product APC regulator of WNT signaling pathway 2 (gene Apc2). The record is from RefSeq and is a predicted model, not a curated record. Bases 225 to 7082 code for a protein of 2285 amino acids. Gene Ontology annotation, cellular component: catenin complex; cytoplasmic microtubule; beta-catenin destruction complex. Lineage: Eukaryota; Metazoa; Chordata; Mammalia; Rodentia; Dipodidae. Gene Ontology annotation, molecular function: microtubule binding; beta-catenin binding; gamma-catenin binding. Gene Ontology annotation, biological process: regulation of cell differentiation; Wnt signaling pathway; cell migration. The transcript has 15 exons.
CUGCAUCCCCAGCCCCCCUGCUCACGGUGGUCUUGCCCAGAGCCGGGAGAGGCCUGGCCAGGCCCAGCUUGGGCUUUGUCCAUCCUGGACUCCCCCCAGCCCGUGUUGCCGAGACCCUGGGGACAUCCUGAGCCCAGAUUUUAGGCGGAGCUGAGCCGAGGGAGGAGCCCCUGGGUCUCCCAGCCAGCCCAGCUGCAAGUAAGAGGGCGCUGCAGGAACUAAAGAUGACCAGCUCCGUGGCAUCCUACGAACAGCUGGUUCGACAGGUGGAGGCCUUGAAGGCCGAGAACAGUCACCUACGGCAAGAACUGCGGGACAACUCCAGCCACCUGUCCAAGCUGGAAACAGAGACCUCAGGCAUGAAGGAAGUCCUGAAACACCUGCAGGACAAGCUGGAGCAGGAGGCCCGUGUGCUGGUGAGCUCGGGCCAGACCGAGGUGCUGGAGCAGCUGAAAGCUCUGCAGAUGGACAUCAGCAGUCUGUACAACCUCAAGUUCCAGCCACUGGCCCUGGGCCCAGAACCUUCCACCCGGACCCCAGAGGGAAGCCCUGUCCAUGGCUCUGGGCCCUCCAAGGAGAGCUUUGGAGAACUGAGCAAGGCAACCCUCAGACUGCUGGAGGAACUGGACAGAGAGAGGUGUUUCCUGUUGAGCGAGAUCGAGAAGGAGGAGAAGGAGAAGCUGUGGUACUACUCGCAGCUGCAGGGCCUGUCCAAGCGCCUGGACGAGCUGCCCCACGUAGAGACGCAGUUCUCCAUGCAGAUGGACCUUAUCAGACAACAGUUGGAGUUCGAGGCUCAGCACAUCCGCUCGCUGAUGGAGGAGCGCUUCGGCACCUCGGACGAAAUGGUGCAGCGCGCACAGAUUCGCGCUUCGCGCCUGGAGCAGAUUGACAAGGAACUGCUGGAGGCGCAGGACCGGGUGCAGCAGACGGAGCCCCAGGCUGUGCUGGCCACGAAGCCCAUGGCGGUGGAGGACCCAGAGGCCGAGGUUCCCACACACCCUGAGGAUGGUACCCCUCAGCCCGGCAACAGCAAGGUGGAGGUGGUUUUCUGGCUGCUGUCUAUGUUGGCGACUCGGGACCAGGAGGACACAGCGCGCACCCUGCUGGCCAUGUCCAGCUCCCCUGAGAGCUGUGUGGCCAUGCGCCGCUCGGGCUGCUUGCCCUUGCUGCUACAGAUCCUGCAUGGCGCUGAGGCUGGGGCACAUGCAGGAGUUCCAGGGGCACCUGGGGCCAAGGAUGCACGGAUGCGGGCCAACGCGGCAUUACACAACAUCGUCUUCUCACAGCCAGACCAGGGACUGGCGCGCAAGGAGAUGCGUGUGCUGCACGUGCUGGAGCAGAUCCGCGCCUACUGCGAGACGGGCUGGGACUGGCUGCGAGCACGUGAGGGCGGGAAUGAGGGCAGUGCCCCAGUCCCCAUAGAGCCCCAGAUUUGCCAGGCCACCUGCGCAGUGAUGAAGCUGUCUUUUGACGAGGAGUACCGGCGUGCCAUGAAUGAGCUAGGUGGACUGCAGGCUGUGGCAGAGCUUCUGCAGGUGGAUUAUGAAAUGCACAAGAUGACGCGGGACCCACUCAACCUUGCCCUGCGCCGCUAUGCCGGCAUGACCCUCACCAAUCUCACCUUUGGGGAUGUCGCCAACAAGGCCACACUGUGUGCCCGCCGGGGCUGCAUGGAAGCCAUUGUAGCCCAGCUGGCCUCAGAGAGUGAGGAGCUACACCAGGUGGUGUCCAGCAUCCUACGUAAUCUUUCGUGGAGGGCUGAUAUCAACAGUAAGAAAGUGCUGCGGGAAGUUGGCAGCAUGACUGCACUGAUGGAGUGUGUCCUGAGGGCCUCCAAGGAAUCUACUCUGAAGAGUGUGCUCAGCGCCCUGUGGAAUCUGUCAGCACACAGCACAGAAAACAAAGCGGCCAUCUGCCAGGUGGACGGUGCCCUGGGCUUCCUGGUGAGCACACUGACCUACCGCUGCCAGGGUAAUUCCCUCGCGGUCAUAGAGAGCGGCGGCGGCAUCCUGCGCAACGUGUCCAGCCUCAUCGCCACACGUGAGGACUACAGGCAAGUGCUUCGGGACCACAAUUGCCUGCAGACCCUGCUGCAGCACCUGACCUCACACAGCCUGACCAUCGUGAGCAACGCCUGCGGAACACUGUGGAACCUGUCGGCACGCAGCCCGCGAGAUCAGGAGCUGCUGUGGGACCUAGGUGCCGUGGGCAUGUUGCGGAAUCUCGUGCACUCGAAGCACAAGAUGAUUGCUAUGGGUAGUGCAGCUGCCUUGCGUAACUUGCUGGCCCACCGGCCCGCCAAGUACCAGGCAGCAGCCACAGCUGUGUCUCCGGGCACCUGUGUGCCUAGUUUAUAUGUGCGCAAGCAGCGGGCACUGGAGGCAGAGCUGGAUGCCCGGCACCUGACACAGACACUGGGCCAUCUGGAGAAGCAGGGCCUGCCCGAGGCUGAGGCUAUUACCCGGAAGCCACUGCCACCCCUGCGCAACCUGGAUGGACUGGUCCAGGACUAUGCCUCUGACUCUGGCUGCUUCGACGACGAUGAUGCGCCAUCCCUGGCUGCCGCUGCCACCACAGCAGAGCCAGCCAGCCCAGCUGUGCUGUCCCUGUUCCUUGGCAGCCCCUUCCUUCAGGGGCAGGCAUUAGCACGCACUCCACCUGCCCGCCAGGGUGGACCAGAAGCUGAGAAGGAGGCCAGCGGGGAGGCUGCCUUGGCUGCCAAGGCAAAGACCAAGCUAGCGCUGGCCGUGGCGCGGAUUGACCGUCUGGUGGAGGACAUCUCGGCCCUGAACACCUCCUCUGAUGACAGCUUCAGUCUUAGCUCUGGGGACCCCGGGCAGGAGGCUCCAAGAGAGGGUCGUGCCCAGUCCUGCUCACCUUGUCGGGGCCCUGAAAGUGGGCGUAGGGAGGGCACUGGCCGUGCACAUCCACUCCUGCGGCUGAAGGCGGCUCACGCCAGUCUCUCCAAUGACAGCCUGAAUAGUGGCAGCACCAGCGAUGGGUACUGCCCCCAGCAGCACAUGCAGCCCUAUCCGAUGGCCUCGCUGGCCGAGCACCGUAAGGACCCUUUGCGUGGGCAGACACGGCCCAGCCGGCUGGAACUGGACUUGCCCAGCACUCAGGCUGAGCUGCCCUCCCGAGACACAGUGGCAACUGAUGCUCGUGUCCGCACCAUCAAGCUAUCCCCCACCUACCAGCAUGUGCCGUUGCUGGAUGGGGCAGCUGGAGUUGGUCUCAGACCCCUGGCAGGACCUGGGGCCUCCCCGGGGUCCCGGAAACAGGCAUGGAUGCCUGUGGACAGCCUGAACAAGGUACCUGAGAAAUUGGAGGUGUCCCCACUGCCUGUGGCCAGUAGGGUGCUACAGAAGCUGGUGGGCCAAGAUGGGCCAAUGUCUCUAUCCCGCUGUAGCUCCCUGUCCUCCCUGUCUUCUACUGGACAUGCCGACCCCAGUGAGGGUGGGAACCUCGACAGUGACUCUUCCCUGGAGGGUCUAGAGGAGACUGGCCCCCAGGACACCGAGUUAGACAGGGCAUGGCGGGGAUCCACGACUACCUCCCUGCCGGUGGCCAUCCCUGCACCCCGCCAGGGUCACAGCCGGGGCCUUGGAGUGGAGGAUGCCACACCAUCCAGUUCUUCGGAGAACUGUGUCCAAGAAACGCCUCUGGUUCUGAGUCGCUGUAGCUCUGUGAGCUCUCUGGGCAGCUUUGAGAGUCCGUCUAUUGCCAGUUCCAUACCCAGUGACCCAUGCAGCGGGCUGGGCAGUGGGACAGUGAGUCCCAGUGAGCUGCCUGACAGCCCUGGGCAGACGAUGCCUCCUAGCCGUAGCAAGACACCACCUGCCAUGCCACUGGGGCAGCCUGAGACCAGCCAGUUCAGCCUGCAAUGGGAGAGCUAUGUGAAGCGCUUCCUGGACAUUGCGGACUGCCGUGAGCGCUGCCAGCCUCCCUCUGAGCUGCUAGACGCUGGCAGUGUGCGCUUCACGGUGGAGAAGCCAGAUGAAAACUUCUCCUGCGCCUCCAGCCUGAGCGCGCUGGCCUUGCAUGAGCUGUAUGUGCAGCAGGAUGUGGAGCUGAGGCUGCGGCCACCUGCGUGCCCAGAGCGUGCUGGGGGUGGUGGUCACCGCAGAAGAGAUGAUACUGGAGGCCGCCUCGAUGGCCCAGUGCCCACCAGCUCCCGCAGACGAGCAGCCACCGACAAGGAGCUGGAUGCAUUGCGGGAGUGCCUGGGUGCUGCCAUGCCAGCUCGGCUCCGCAAGGUGGCUUCGGCGCUGGUACCUGGCCGCCGUGCACUGCCAGUACCAGUGUACAUGCUGGUGCCCGCCCCAGCCCAGGAUGAUGAUUCUGGCACUGACUCGGAGGAAGGCACACCAGUCAACUUUUCUAGUGCUGCCUCGCUAAGUGAUGAGACCCUGCUGGGACCUCCCAAGGACCAGCCUGGCAGAGUGAGGGACAGGCAAAGACCCACUGGCCGUGCAGCACCUGUCAGGCAACCCUCUGGGCACAGACCCAAGACAGUGGGCGCUGGCAAGAGUGCAGAACAGACUCGGGGAACCAGCAGGACCAGGGCAGGGUUAGCACUGCCCCUCGGUCGACCCUCAAGUGUGCCAUCAGACAAGGAAGACUCACGCCAGGGCCGAUCCCGUGGGGAUGGGGCACUGCAGCCCCUUUGCCUCACAACACCCACUGAGGAGGCGGUGUACUGUUUCUAUGACUCUGAUCAGGAGCUUCCCACAGCAGCCCCACCACCACGGCAGGCAUCUGCCAUCCCGCGCUCUCUGAAGCGGGAGCGCCCAGUGGGCAGGAAGGAGACGCUGUCCAAGGCCAUGCUGCCUGUGCCAACACCCACUCGUGUCCAGCCCAGGCUGAUUGUGGAUGAGACCCCACCAUGCUAUUCCUUGACUUCCUCGGCCAGCUCCCUCAGCGAGCAUGAGGCCUCCGAGCAGCUGGUCAGCCGUCCUCGAGCCCGAGAGCUGAUGGCCACCAAGGUCCAGAGUAUAGGCAAUGGACAGGAGAGUUUUCCCAGCCCCAGGGCCAAGGAGGAGCUGCGUCUGAGGUGCUCUGGCUCAGCCUUGCCCAGGCACCGAUCACAGGCACCGGGUUCCAAGCGUCGCAAGCCCCGUGCCACCCGGACUGAUGUGCGACCCACAGAGGUGCCUGGAAAAUGCUGCGAUGAGGUGGCCGGUUCAGAUCCGGCCUCUGAUCUAGACAGUGUUGAGUGGCAGGCCAUCCAAGAGGGAGCCAACUCCAUCGUCACGUGGCUACACCAGGCGGCGGCUGCAGCCAGCCUGGAAGCCUCCUCCGAGUCUGAGUCCCUCUUGUCCCUGGCGUCUGGGUUGUCAUCAGGGCCCACCCUACAACCCACCAAACCCAAGAAGGGGCGACAACCUGCGGCAGGAGCUGAGGCAGGCGGUGCCAGGCGUCCAGGGAAGCAGAGUGCUACCUCAGCCAAGGACAGUGUGAGCAGUGCCCGCUCUCCCAGAGGCCCUGAGAAACCAAGAGGUACCCAGAGAACAGCGUUGGGGGAGCCAGCCAUACUCCGGGGAAGGACAGUAAUCCACAUGCCCAGCUCUGCCACCCGGGCCCAGCCCAAAGGGGUCCCAGCCCCCCGUACCACACCAAGGAAGGACACUGGUGCCCCCACACAACUGGGGGCUGCCUCAAAAGCCACUAGCCCCGGGCAGCAACGUUCACGGAGCCUGCACCGGCCAGGGAAGAUCUCUGAGCUGGCGGCCCUGAGCCAUCCACCCAGGAGUGCCACACCACCAGCCCGCCUCGCCAAAACGCCAUCCUCCAGUUCCUCCCAGACCUCACCGGCCUCCCAGUCAGUGGCAAGGCAGUCCCCUCUGGCUACGCUGACCGCAGGACCUCUGCCUGGCCCCGGGGCCUCACCAGGGCCCAGAACACCAGCUCGGGCCCUUUUAGCGAAACAGCAUAAGACACAGAAGUCUCCUGUGCGAAUUCCAUUCAUGCAGAGGCCAGUCAGGCGAGGGCCACCACCACUGGCCAGGGCAGCCCCAGAGCCGGGACCCAGAGGCCGAGCAGGGCCUGAAGGAGGUUCGGGGACACGUAGCGGCCGGGUGGGCCUGGUCCGUGCAGCUUCUGCCCACUCCAGUGGAAGUGAGUCUGACCGCUCUGGUUUCCGCCGGCAGCUGACCUUCAUCAAGGAGUCUCCAGGUGUUCUGCGUCGCCGACGCUCAGAGCUGUCCUCUGCAGAGUCCACAGCCUCCACCUCCCAGAGUGCAUCACCCCGCCGUGGCAGGCCAGCACUCCCCGCAGUCUUCCUGUGCUCCUCUCGCUGUGAUGAGCUCCGGGCAUCCCCAAGGCAGUCCGCGUCUCCCCAGCGGUCACCCGAAACCAGGUCAGGUCCAGGUCCACGUGCACCCCGGCGCACCAGCUCUGAGAGUCCAUCACGCCUGCCUGUGCGCAUGUCCUCCGUGCAGCCCGAGACAGUCAAGCGCUAUGCAUCACUGCCACACAUUAGCAUGGCACGCAGGCCGGAUGGCGCGGUCCCCACGCCCUCUGUCCCUGCAGAUGCCACCCGCCGAAACAGCGAUGGUGAGGCCAACCCGCUGCCGAAAGUGGCUGCGCCAGGGACCACAUGGCGUCGUAUCCGAGACGAAGAUGUCCCCCACAUCCUACGCAGCACACUUCCCGCCACUGCUCUGCCACUCAGGGUCUCAUCUCCUGAGGACAGUCCGGUUGGGACCCCACUACGCAAGACUAGUGACGCCGUGGUGCAGACGGAGGAUGUGGUCACCCCUAAAACCAACUCCAGCACGUCACCUAGCCUGGAGAGCAGGGAGCCUCCUCAAGUUCCAGCUGGUGGACCAGCCGCAGUGCUGGGCAGUGAUGUGGAUGGACCCUGUCUCACCAAGCCACCUACCACGACACCCUUUGCCCACGAGGGCCUGGGCGUGGCUGUGGGAGGCUUCCCUUCCAGCAGGCAUGGCUCCCCCAGCCGAGCUGCACGGGUUUCUCCAUUCAACUAUGUACCCAGCCCUAUGGCUGCGGCCACCGUGACCAGCGACUCCAUGGUGGAGAAAGGCCCUGUCACUGCCUCAGCAAGCCUCCUGGAAUAGUGGUCUUCCAGAACAUUCUCUCCUGGCCCUGAGGCCCAGCUCGGCCUGCUCUAUAGAUGCUCCAAGUAGGCCGUACAGGGUGGCUCCCCCAAGCCUACCCUCACCCAGCUCAUGUCAUCUGACUGGAGGGCUAGCCCUUGCUUCCAGGCUGGGGCUCCAAAGCAGAGGUCUGCUUAUGGGGUCACACUCAUGGGGUCCUGGCCCAGCCAUCCAACAGCUUGGGCUGGGAGACCAGCCACCAUCUGCAGGUCCCUAGCUAUAGGACCCAGGCUAUAACCAGGGGGAGCCUGAGAACAGCCUCUAGGGAGGUGCCUGAGGUGGGGGACAAGCCAGGGGGUGGGGCGAGAGUCUCUGCCAGCUGGGGCCAAGGCUUCCUCAGCUGUAGCAGCCAGUCUUCCGGAGCGUGUAAUUAACUCCGUGGUAAUUGGUUAAUGAAUCCUCUGCUGCCUUGCUUGCUAGGUGGUGGCAGCUGGGGGAGUGAACGUGAGGGUAAAGGCGUGGCUGAGCUGGCUGAGACACCCACCGAAGCCGAUGCAUCUGGGCUGCCAAGGAGAGGGUUGCUAGGCCACCUGAGCCCUGUCUGACAGUUGGGGUGGGGGAAGAGAGGCUACUGAACAUUGCAGAGGCUACAGGCCGCUGGCCCUGUGUCCCUCUGCAGGCCAUUGUCAGGGACCCUGCCUUGGAGAAACUGGCCUUGAGCUGGGAGGACCCUGGGGGAGGGGGGGUCAGGAGAAGCACCGGCACUGUGGGGAGGAGGCCCAUCUGUAAAAGCCUGGCCUCUCUCAAUGCCCUGCCUGAAGUGGAGGGGGCUUGGGGACACAGUGGGAGGCCUCAGGCUCCACAGAGGCCCUGGAUCAAGAUGGAGAGUUGCUGAGUACCAAAGCGACAGGGACCCCAGGAACCCGGCCUUCCUCUUCAUGGUUUAAUGCAUGUCCCCAGAAGUCUCUGGUACGACCUGGAGUGGCGGUGCCACCUAUGUCAGUUUGGAGAUGUCCACGGACCCAUGAUCAUGAGCAGCUCCAAAGGGCCAUGCCAUCCCACAGGCUGACACCAAGUCCCUGCUCUAGGGUAGGAGAGGUGGUUUUGAGUCCUAUGGGGGCCUUAGAAGGAACCUUUGGUGUCCAGAUACCGCUGUCCAAUCCUAGGUGCAGAUGGGAGACAAGUAGACGUCAUUGUAACCACAGCUUACCGAGGCCCCUCAGGGGAGGUUCCCAGUAUUUUACUGGUACUUCCAUGAUGCCCAUCAUGCUCUGAGACUACUGCCCACAGGACAGACUCCCAAGCAGCCAGGGCUGCCAGGCAUCUCCGAGGACACAGGCCCACAGGGAGGGAACAAGGACAGGACUCAGCAGAGUACCUUCCAUUCACCAGAGCCCCUCCAUGGACACAGCUGGUUGGCCUCAGAACCCUGGCUAUGGUGUGACAAUUUGGGGAGGCUGGGUGCUCGCUCACACCCACCAUGGGCCAAUUGUCUUCCAGGAUGGCCCAAGAACACAGUUGGGGAAAAAAAAAAAAAAAAAAAGAGUAUCCACUUGGCUGUCAGACUGGGGUUGGUGGAGGUGUGACCUGCUACCACACGCUGUAAGACCCUGGGAAAUGCUCUUGGUGCCUCAUGCCUCAGUUUCCCCAUAUCAGCUGUGGGGAGAACUCCUGGAAGCUACUUCAGCAGACAGAGCAGCUGUGGUGAUGGGAGAGGAGUCAGGUGUGGCUCACAGAGGUCUCAGCUGACUCCUGGUGCCCGGCACAAAAGGGACUGGCACCUUUCCCGCCUCCUCUUCCUGUUGGGGCAGAUGUCCAGUGGCUAACUACUCUUGCCUUCUCCAGAACCUGCACGCCAGCGCCUCAGCCAGCCCAGGUGGGACUCAGGUGGCAGAAGCCCAGUGCAGGAUAGUACUUUCUGGAAGGACAGCUGGCAGUGUGGAUAGUCUACUCCAGGCUGGAGCAGGGGGCCCAGUCUUAGGGCAGUGUUCCCUUGGAAGGUCUGAACUCAUCACUAGAACACGACUUGAUGCCACCUGCCUCUGGAGCAACUCGGGAAGAGGAGGGGUCUGGUGGGUGGCCCCGAGAAGCAGACUGUGCUCCUGGAUGCUCUACACAGCCACAUGUCCACCUGUUAACCUGCUUCCUACUCCAUCUGUCACCCCUGCCCAUGGCCACUGUCACUUGUAGUCCUACACUGUGCACCGGUCCUAGAAAUCCUUCUCGUGUAAAGUUCUAUGUCUGGCAGAAGAAUGCCACCAGCCCAGUGUCCUGGUCUUAUUUACACCUUUAAUAAAUAAAGCCAGUGUGAA